CAAAAACCUCCUUGUGCCAGACUACGCAUGAGUGCACUGCUGCAGCUUUGAGUCUCUGCAGAUGGUGUGCUGUUCAUAUGAGCAGUGAGAGUGGGCUGCACACAUGUAUCCUCAGCAAGUUCCUGGACACAAGAAAGAGUUCUGCUCAGGCAUUAUUAUGGACGGCCGAGCAGUGACCAGUCCAGGGGGAAGAGGCUGAAGGCCUGCUACCAACAGAGCAGCGAGAGCCACAGAUCUUAAGAUGACUCGCACACGAGUCCAUCCAGAGCCCAUCAGAACAGAUGACGACAGUGCAUCCACAUCUUCCUCUGGUUCCAUUCUUGAGCCAGUAUGGGAGCUGUGCCCUACAACGGCACCUCAACCUCGUCCCGCUCCCCCUACGCAGUCCAGGUUGGCUUUUGCCGUGGAGGCUCCUGGCACCAAUGCACAACAUGUGCCAUGUGGAUGCCAAGCAGGAGUUCCGCUCCAGCUACACCUUGGGCAGAUAUUCCCUGGACCGUCAUCAGCCCACUGCUCAAACCCAUGCCCGGUGAUCAUCCCGUUCCCUGUUGUGCCAUGUCAUCACAGGGCAUCCAGCGCUGCCCAUCCCUCACUGCUCUCCACUGGGCCUCAGACGUCUCCCCGUCCCACUCCAACUGCGUCUGCUCCUGGGGUGAAGGAGAGGGACGAGGAGAAGGCCGAUGCUGCUGCUCGCCUGUUACAAGGCUCAGAGCGCACGUCACGCAGCUGUGAAGAAAACUCCAAGAUGAAGAACAAAGGAAAAGAUGUCGCCGCUCAACCUCUGUCCAGUGGUUCGAAGCGCACAUCAAAGGCUCCUCUUCGUCAUAUUGAAACAGCCACCACCCCAAAUUGUGCGGCCACUCUUAAACCUGCGGCCAGAAGGACACAGUCACCACCAGCCAGAGCAGUGAUUGCCGAGAGUGAAGGGGAGGAGAGUGACAGUGAGGACAGCAGCUGUGAUGAUGAGGAAGACAUAGCCAUGGACAAACUACCUCCACCAGACACCAGCAGUCUCACUGCUCCCAAACCAUCCCACAUCACUGGGAACAUGGACGACCAGCGCCUCACGUAUUUAAAGAAUUUGGUACUGGCCACUGAGAGGAAAGUGGAGUUGGUGAGAGAGCAGAAGAUUAAUAGAAAGGCGAUGUACAAGGAACACAAAGAACAGCUGGGAGUGAAGUGGAGAAUCUUCAGAGAAAGAAAGAAGUUCCUAAAGCCAGACCUGAAAAGAUGGAUAAAGGAAGAGCUGAGAAGGCAAAACGAGGCCAUGUACAAGGACUGGAAGAGGCUCAAACGAAAGCUGAGACAAGAGAAAGCCGACCUGAGAGAAUGCUUGUACAAGUACAAAAAGGACCUCAAAGAGGAAGAAAAGAGGGAGGAACAGAGGCAGAGGGCUCUCGAGAAAAAAAGUCGGGAAAAAGCAAAGGAAGAAAAAGUCCAGCAGAAGAAGUUACAAAGGGAAGAGGAGAAAAAACGUAAGGAGAGGCUUGCGCAGGAGAAAGAAGAGAAAAAGGCAGCGAUGGCGAGAGCACGUGUGGAAGAGAAAAGGAAGGAACAACUGCAGAAGGAGGAAGAAAAGAAGUUAAAGAAACAGUGUGAAGUUGAAGAGAGUCUGGCCAAAAAGAACAGGAGAACAACUGACAGAAUGAGCAGAUAUGACAGAAUGUGCUCCUGGAUAAGAAGCCAUAAUCCGCUGUGACUGUCUUCGCCCUAGAAGGCAGACGCAGGGAUGACGCUGCAAAUAAGGGAAGAUCUGUACUGGCAGCAUUGGGAAAAGGAAACGGGGGGCUCUUUGGAAAGGAAAUAGAGGAAGGAGAAGAAGUCGCAAAAAAGCUGAGCAGCUGCCACAAAAAAAAAAAAAAAAAAAACAAUAAUAGUAAAAAAAACCCUGCUCUCCUGCUAAGUGGUGUGAAAAAGAAGCGAAGAGGAGCAUCACAAGGGAGUUUCCAGGGGGAGGAGAGAGGGCAUCUUCACAGUAAUGGCUGCCAUCCAACAGACAAGAACUGCUGUCAUCACAGCUCCUUCAAUGUGGUUUGUAUGAGAAGUGUUGGUACACUGUCACCAAGGUAAGCUAGAUGCAGGAGGGCCUAUACUACUUUUAUGUGUCAUCAGAACCAGCCAUCUGAACAGGGAAUAUAACAUUUAUAUCACCUAGGACAACAUCAUUACCGACAACACCAGAAUCAUUCACAUUGCCAGACUGUGACCAACAUGGCUGCUAUUGGAUUGGCUUCUGUCUGAAAAACAAAACACACAAAGUAGACUAACUUUUAAAGGUAAUUUGCAUUCUCUCCGUGUAGGUUCACUCGGCAUGUGUCCCGACCACACAAACAUGAGUAUCAUACAACAUGGCCGCCAGGGAGAGAUUGCUGUGGAGCCAGAUCUCUCAUCCCCAGCGGGAACUCUCUACACUAAAAGCUCCUCUCGAGCAUCGCUUCAUCCAUCAGCUGUCCCAGCACCAGCCCAAGGAGGAUGGGUUCCCCCAAAAGCCCGGGUCCUCCUGAGGUUUCUUCCAGCUUCCAGCUGGGAGUUUUUCCUUGCCACCGUCGCCUAUGGCUUGCUUUUUGGGGCAUGAGGACAGCAUAAUCCUAAUAAAAGAAAACUAUUCAAAAACUU
This is a messenger RNA of Sardina pilchardus (European sardine), 2616 nucleotides long. RefSeq names its product inner centromere protein-like. NCBI's taxonomy places the organism in Eukaryota, Metazoa, Chordata, Actinopteri, Clupeiformes, Clupeidae. The record is from RefSeq and is a predicted model, not a curated record. Bases 242 to 1699 code for a protein of 485 amino acids. The transcript has 5 exons.